GAAAUCGAUCACAAUUAUUAUCAAUCCGUUCCUCUCAAGGCUUCACAAAACACUAUUUAUAGCCAAGAAAUCAAUUGAAUUAUUCACUUCUUUCGGAUCAGUCAUACAAGUCCUGACACAAUGAAAGUCGCUGUGAUCUUAGCUUUGACUCUGGCUGUCGUGUCGGCUAAAACGCCGGCCAUCAAACUGAACACCGGGUAUGAGAUGCCGCAGAUAGGGAUCGGCACGUGGCAAGUGAAGGGCGCUCAGGCGACCCAAGAGGUGAAGGACGCCCUGGAGGUCGGCUACAGACAUGUGGACACCGCCGAGAUCUACGCCAACGAGAAGGAGGUCGGAGCGGGUAUUCACGCCCAGAUCAACGCCGGUAUUCUGAAGCGCGAAGACCUGUUCAUCACCACAAAGGUGUGGCCCGACGGCAGUAACCGACAGAAGGCGUUGCAGACAAUCCACAACUCGUUGAAGUCGCUGAACGUCACUUAUUUGGACUUAGUUUUGGUUCACUUCCCGCACGACAACUACGCCGAGACCUAUAAGGGUUUGGAGGACGCGUUCAACCAGAAGUUGGUCCGCUCUAUCGGAAUCUCCAACUUCGACAGAGCGCAGAUCGAUCACGUGCUCAAGACGGCCAAAGUGAAGCCCGCUGUCAACCAAAUCAAUAUCCACCCGAAGAACAAUCACGACGACACUGUCAACUACAGCAAGCAGUUGGGAAUCGCUGUCACCGGGUAUUCACCGCUCGGCACCGGAGGUCUCGUUAAGGACCCGACUCUUGUGGCCAUCGGUAAGAAGCACAACAAGUCCGCGGCUCAGGUGGCCCUCCGCUGGCAGAUUGAGAGACAUCUGAUCACAAUUCCGAAGAAUGUGCCGCUAAUACGGCUAAAUACGGGCAAAGAGAUGCCGGCCCUGGGGUUAGGCACGUGGCAGACAGAGGGGCCCGAAGUGACUAACGCCGUGCGGGAGGCGUUAGAGGCGGGCUAUAGGCAUAUCGACACCGCCUGGUUCUACCACAACGAGGGCGCCGUCGGGAAAGGCAUACAACAGGCCAUCGAUAAGGGAGUGGUCACUCGCGACGACAUAUUCAUCACCACAAAAGUGUGGCCCCGGAAUAUGAAUAGACAGACAGCGUUUGGCAUCAUUAAAAACUCGCUGAAAGAGUUGAACACCUCGUAUGUGGACCUGGUUUUGAUGCACUGGCCGUUACGGCGGGCGAGGGCUACGGCCGACGUGUAUCGCGGUCUGGAGGACGCCUAUAACAAGCAAAUGGUGCGCUCGUUGGGUGUGUCCAACUUUAAACCGGCUGAAAUUGAGACACUGAUGCAAACGGCCAAGGUGAAGCCCAGCAACAAUCAGAUCCGUAUCCAUCCGGGUUUCAAUCAGGACAACACCGUUGACUAUUGUAAGAAACAUAACAUCUCGAUCACCGGCUACUCGCCUCUGGGCACCGGAACCAUACUGGACGAGCCGGCGCUCGUCAAGAUUGGCAAAAAGUAUGGUAAGAGUCCGGCACAGGUGGCCAUCCGGUGGCAGAUCCAGAGGGGACUCAUUGUCAUACCGAAGAGCACCCAUAAGAAACGAAUUGUCGAGAAUUUCAAUGUCUUUGACUUUCAACUGACGGAUAAAGAUAUGCUUGAAAUCAAUUCAAUCAAACAAAACAGAAUCCCUGACUUCUGGGGUUAAACACCAUUAUUAUUGCCAUUCAUUUAUU
Molecule: messenger RNA, 1705 nt
Organism: Medioppia subpectinata
Lineage: Eukaryota; Metazoa; Arthropoda; Arachnida; Sarcoptiformes; Oppiidae
Source: the annotation of a GenBank genome assembly